AUGAUGACCGUUUAUCCGCCGCCGCUGCCGUUGUCAACGCAUCACGAGAUAGCCAGUCUGCAGGAUGGAGUCCCUGGAGGAAUGACGUUUCAUCCCCCUUGGGUAACAAACCUUCAGCUAGAGAAAAUGAACUGGGCCGGUGGAUUCGUUUUUCUGGUCCUGGUGUUCUUUGUCACCUCGCAAACUGCCGGGGCCUCACAGCUUAACGCAGACGGAAACUACACGGAAACCGGUAACACGACAGACGAAGGAUCUGUCCCCGCUGUGUUCACAAGCGUGAGCCAGAUAAUUGCCCGAGAGGGGAGCUGUACACUGAUUGAUUGCAAUGUCACUGGAGACCCAUUCCCCAGCGUUCAGUGGUUCAACUCCCACGGUCACCGGGUGGACACGAGCGCGUCCCCGCCGCCGUCGUCUCUUCACCACAAUGAGCAGCCCGAGGACACCGAGGAGGUCGCUGCCGCCGACGAACCGGUGGCAAGCAAGACCCCCACAUGCCAGGUGUUCUACGAGAGCCACGUGUGACGAACUGUGGCGAGCUCUGGAGAGACGAUACGUUACCCUGCUAUGCAUUUCCACUUGAAAAAGGUCCAUAAACAUUCGUAAGUUCACAUUUUGAAGAGAAACAAUCAGUUGUAUUUAUCGUUUGUGAACAAUCUCUCUAAACCUCUGCAGGCUCAUCUACUGAAAAUCAAUCAAAAGGAGACUCUGGGUGCUUGAAUGUAUCCGGGCGGAGGAAUAUCAGUGUAAAUGUAAAAGCAAAGCAUUGUAAACGGGCAUUUCCUGUGUUCUUAUUUAAAGAGUUGUGGGGAUUUUUCAGUUGGUAGUUUCUUACAGUGCUAGGGGUUUUUAACAACAUACUUCAGAAAUCUGCCUCGAGCUUCCUAGAUCCACUCCAGAAUUCACAUCCAGCUACUGUCACAGCCUACAGAUGCAUGCCGGACUCGAGGAGCAAUAGCCGACAGUCUGACUGCUUACUCAUGAUUGUACAGCUCUCUGCAUCUCUAACAACAUGGAAGUAAGCGAGGAGAGAGAGCACACACACACACACACUGGGUGGAGCUUAGAUAUGUUUCCUUUGAAAUACUUAGAGUAUUUUUAUUAUUACUGCCCAUUUUGUGCUGUGAUUUUUGUUUCUUAGUCAUUUUUAUCUUCUUACUAAGACUAGUGUCUUGUUUUCGCUUGAGUAGAGAAGAGCAGCUUUGCUUCCUUUGUGAUUUUAUUUUAAUUUGACUCCUGACCCGAUUUCUGCGUCUUCGUCUUGCUUCUGCAGAAGCUUUACAGUACAGUUGUAUUUCUGCUGCAUGUUGGGAUUUUAGACAUCUUUCUCUGGGACUGAAAUGACUCAUUUUGUUUGGCCCUUCGCUUGGCUUACAGUCCAGUCUGUGGCAGAUAUGAGUGGGCGAUGUUCUGCUUCUUCUGGUGCUCUUGAGAUGCUUCUCUUUUGUAGUGGAAUAAAAUGAAAGUGCUGUGCUUAAAAUGA
This is a messenger RNA of Neolamprologus brichardi, 1480 nucleotides long. The record is from RefSeq and is a predicted model, not a curated record. Lineage: Eukaryota; Metazoa; Chordata; Actinopteri; Cichliformes; Cichlidae.